GAUAGGGUGCCUUUAUGAAAGCGAUUAAGGUACCCGAAAAAAUAACGUUAUUUUUCGGUAGCGAAAUAAAUUUAUUCGUCUACCUAAAUGGUUCGGAUUAAACCGGUAUGACGUCAUACCAUUAUUUAUAGGUAUCGUUUUUUUUUUCGGUUAUGCAGUCCCUGCUUGACAUAGGGUACCGUCCGAACGUGAAAAAAAAGGAGCCCGUCUUAGUUAUUAUUAUCCGGCGUUGAUUUCAAAUUGUAAACGAGCUAUACCAGGUGCAGCCUGUAACACGAGCAAAAAUUAAACUGUAGUCUGUAUAUACUCCCCAAAGUAACCAACAUUUGGACUUUUAAAAACAGUUUGUAUUUUGAUCUUUAACCAAAGAGUAAAGUAAGUAUUUUUAACACACCUUAAAGUUUAUUCUAAGACGCAAUCUAUUGCGAAUUGUGUUAUGAUUAAAUCGUGACAAGCAACAAUUACACAGAUCAGAGCUUACAUUAAGAUUAAUAUUUAAUUUAUAUGAAAAAUAGGACGUCUAAAGACUUCAUAAUUUUUUAAAGUUAUUGAACUAAAUUUUUAAUGUUUGAGGAGUAUGAUUUGCUCGAGUCACAGGCAACACCCAGUAUAACCCGCUUGAUGAUAGCGGUUACCGUAACAUAUAAAUGCGCAUUGCUAAGAUAAUCGUUGCUGUCCAGCCAGUUUUUGUCCAGCUAUUCCUGCUACGAUGCUGCCUUUACUUUCUCCGUUAGAUCAGAUAUAGGUCAGUCAACCUUACGACCUAUUUAUCUUGAUUCUUGACACGUUUCUCUAGUUAUAUCAUGGACUGCGCGACGCGCGAGUCCAACUACCAAAAAUUACACGCACGACAUACCCGCGAGGGAUAGUCACAGACCAAGCUCAUCCAGCCGCGGUGCAAUGGCCGGCCCCGGCCUGGGGCAACCGCCUUCCUGAUCACGGUACACCCUGCGCAAGGUUAGUAUGAUGUUCUAACUCCACCAGCCCUUAUAUGUCGCCGCAGAAAAAUCUUAAUAGCGCCAUUUACUUAUAGGUACAACGACAUCUAGCGGGCAAUUGGGGAGUUCGUUUUGUAUUGUAAAAAAAAGUUUGAAAAUUAAUUUUGUUGUAAUGAGAACUUAUCUUAUAAAUAUUGUAACGAUGGUUUCAUCUUAAUUUGGUUUGUAAACUACAAUUCGUAGUUAUUAUUGAACUUUAAAGAAAGUAGAGAGUAUGUCAACGAAUCGGAAGUAGUUGUAAGUAGGUAUAGUAAAAACUUAUUUUCAUGAAAACUACUUACGUCAUGUAACAAAUCAACCAUACGUCUUGGGGAUGUCACUCAAAUGUCGCCAUCUACCAUGGUGACAUAAAGGAAAACAUAAUUUGUAUGUUCUAACUGUUCACUUAAAUUAAUAAUACCAGUAAACAUCAAUGAUAACAGAUAUUAAACAAGUAUGGUCUAUUCCAAACCCUCUAAAGUUUCUUCAAAGCCCGUGUGAGUGUGGCCAAUAUGAUUGUUGACGAGGUGUUGGAGUGGUGCAAGUGCGGCACCGGCACGCUGUCAGCGCUACCCACUGUACUAUGGGCGGCGGGCGCUGCGGCUCUCGCCCGGCGGUUGCUGGUCGUGUUGUUCCGACGUAGCAUGUUCCGGCGCGCUCCCUACUGGGAGCUGGCGCUGCAGCACCUGCUGUUCGUGUGGAUGGUGAUCUACAGCGUGCACUUCUGGGUGGUACUAGUGCGGCUGGUGAAGCUGCUGAUCGACGUCGCUUACAACGAAGAUAACGACGUCCCCCUGGCAGCGGCGCGAGAUGGGCCCGCACGGGUACUACCUGCAGCGGCCGGCGCCGCCGCCCGCGCGCGCGCCCGCGCCGCCGCCGGCCGCCCCGCGCCGCGCCUUCUCGGCGCCGCAGCUUGCCCCGCACCACAAUACUCGCAAACACUCCAAGUCUAUCUGAAUAUACUUUUGUAUAAACAAUUGUGUCUAAUUAUUUCAGCCACCCUAAACAUUCCAUAACUAUCCCGAAAUGGUCUGUGUUUGAGGAUAGGACAAAAGUACAUUGAUUCUAAGUUUGCAACCUUCGUACAACCUUCCCGUGUCUUGAAAAUAUUGGAUCCUAAGGUCUCAGCCAUCGUAGGAACCAUUAGAUAUAAAUAAAUUAUAUUAGGGUCCCGGCUACCGCAGGUAUAUUAUAUCAAGAUAUAAAUUAAUUCUAGAAGGUCACAGUUGUUGUGGGUACCAAUCUGGUGUCAGCUACGGUAGGGUAGGUGUACAUGUACAUUAAAAUAUAACUUAGUGUCUAAGGUCACAGCUGUUGUAGGUACCGUACGAACACGUACAGGCACCAUCAGAUAUAUGAAUAAUGAGAAGUGACCUUUAGUCGACGAAACAGGAUUGUCGACGAAACGGUCCAGCGAGAUGUGGUACCGCGACCGCGUGAGCUUGAGGGCCUACGCUAGCUGACGCGGACGCCCGUCGCGUGCGCACGCACGCGGGUGCUAUUUGUAGGUGAAAUCCGCCGCACGCGUCUGCUUCAGUUAGCGUCGCUCAUACUAUUUUUCGUUAACCCGCUCGUCCGCUCCGUGCACCCGCGCCAGCUAGCAUAGGCCCUGAGGAUAUAUUUUUAUUUUAUGUUAUAGGAGGCAAACGAGCAGACGGAUCACCUGAUGGUAAGCGAUCACCGCCGCCCAUGGACACCCGGAACACCAGAGGGGUUGUAAGUGCAUUGCCGGUUUUAAGAUGGGAGUACGCUCUUUUCUUGAAGGCUUGAAGGUCAUAUCGGUCCGGAAAUACCGCAGGCGACAGUUCAUUCCCCAGUUUAGUUGUGCGAGGCUGAAAGUUUCUGGAAAAAUGCACAGUUGAGAACUGCCUACCGUAUAGGCCCUAGGGCGAUGGCAAAAAAAAAGCGGCAGAGAUUAAUCCGAACAAUUCCUCGGAGCACUCCCCGUUACCGUUAUACAUGCGAUAGAAAAUGGAGAGCGAAGCCACAUCUCUACGCAGCGCAGAGUCAAGCCGAUCCGAAAUACGCAGGCAGUCGACAAUUCGAGUCGCUCUUCGCUGGAUGCGGUCCAGAGGGAAAAGCUGGUACUGGGGUGCCCCUGCCCAUAGAUGAGAACAUUAUAGGUAAGCGGUGCGCCACAG
This is a messenger RNA of Cydia pomonella (codling moth), 3118 nucleotides long. RefSeq lists its product as uncharacterized. Bases 1490 to 1993 code for a protein of 167 amino acids. The transcript is spliced from 4 exons. Lineage: Eukaryota; Metazoa; Arthropoda; Insecta; Lepidoptera; Tortricidae. The record is from RefSeq and is a predicted model, not a curated record.